Messenger RNA from Hibiscus syriacus, 453 nucleotides. Its product is annotated as RNA-binding protein with serine-rich domain 1-like. Gene Ontology annotation, molecular function: mRNA binding. The record is from RefSeq and is a predicted model, not a curated record. The coding region runs from base 1 to 453 and encodes 150 amino acids. The transcript has a single exon. Gene Ontology annotation, cellular component: nucleus; ribonucleoprotein complex; cytoplasm. NCBI's taxonomy places the organism in Eukaryota, Viridiplantae, Streptophyta, Magnoliopsida, Malvales, Malvaceae.
AUGAGUGAGAAAGGUAGAGAGAGAAGUAGAGAGCGGGUGACAGGUCGUUCUUCUUCCGAUAAAGAAUGGACUGUUUUCGUAGACAAUCUUAGUAAGAGAGUUACUAGAAGAGAGUUAAGAGAGAUCUUCGAUAUUUAUGGUCGUGUUUUAAGGGUCUAUAUUCCAAGUUUUAUGGUGAAACCAAAUUAUAAGUCAUCAACGUUUGCCUUUGUGCAAUAUGCGAUGGAGGAAGGUUGUAGAAGAGCGAUUCAGAACGUCAAUGGAACGCUGAUAGAUGGGAAGAGAGUCUCAGUGGGGGUUGCAAAGUAUCAGAAGGAAAGGAGAAGAGCAACUGAUGACAAAAAGUUCCAGGUGAAAGGCAACAAGCAUGUGCGAGGGGAGGAAGGUAGGCAGCAGGUGGUAAUGGAAAGCCGAGCAGCCCGAGGGAUGGCAGAACGUAUAAGGAGGUGGUGA